UCGGUGAUCGGCCUGAAAAUUGAAAUCGGUGCACCCCUAGAGAUUACAGUUCCUCAUGUCUUCACAUAUUUGAUUACAUGUCUGUAAUUUUGUCCUUACAAAGAAGUCAAGAUCUAAAUGUGAAGAAUGAGCUGUGCCGUUAGUUUGGCACAAGCUUUUUGCAUCUUUUAUAGCUCACUCUUACAUAUUAGUUUUAGGUUAAGGAAAGUAAACUACAGUCUAACUUGAAAAUCUUGACUUAUUUAUUUCUUAUUAUUUUCUAGAACAAAUAAUUGGGAAUGUGCACUACAGAGUCAGAUAAGUUUAUUCUUAGUUUUGUGGUUAUGUCCCAAGAAGCAGCAUUGUGUUUGAGUGCCAUAGAUCAUUGCAGCACAGGUGGUAUACUGUUGUGUGUGACUUCAAACCCUUUUCCAAAGUGUUACUAAUGGUAAAGAGAAAUUUUCUAGGCUUCUUUUCUGCCGGUUGAAGUCUGACUGCAGAUGGACCCUUGGCACUGAAAGUGGGGCAAAACUCCGGACCCCAAGCUUCAGAUCAGGUCAUAUGUGGACGUCAUGAUGGAGCAGAACCUGUCCAAGGAGGAGAGAGAGAUUCGUCAGCAGUUGGCAGAAAAGGCUAAAUCUGGAGACCUAAAAGCUGUCAAUGGGGCUGCUGCUGCCGCCGCCGCCGCUGCCCAAGCUGCCGCUAAACGUAAGCGCCGUUGGGACCAGACGGCCGACCAGACCCCGUCCAAUGCCACGCCCAAAAAGAUAUCCAACUGGGACCAAGCUGACUCCUCUGCUGAGACUCCAGGACACACUCCUGCACACACACCCUCAAACAGCCGAUGGGAUGAAACCCCUGGCCGCCCUAAAGGCAGCGAGACCCCAGGAGCCACUCCCAGUUUCUGUAUGUGGGACCCCACUCCCAGCCACACCCCUGCUGGUGCUGCCACCCCCGGCAGGGACACACCUGGCCAUGCCACACCCGGACACGGUGGAGCCACGGGAAGCGUUCGCAAAAACCGCUGGGACGAAACCCCUAAAACUGACAGGGAGACUCCAGGACACGGCAGUGGCUGGGCUGAAACCCCACGCACAGACAGAGGAGAGGAGUCUGUGGGCGAGACCCCGACACCCGGAGCCAGCAAGAGGAAGUCUAGGUGGGAUGAAACCCCUGCCAGUCAGAUGGGUUCUUCAACGCCUCUGCUGACCCCAGGAAAAACUCCACUGGGCACACCAGCCAUGAACAUGGCCACACCAACACCUGGACAUCUGAUGAGCAUGACUCCAGAGCAGCUGCAGGCCUGGAGAUGGGAGAGGGAGAUCGAUGAGAGGAACCGACCUCUUACAGACGACGAGCUCGACGCCAUGUUCCCAGAGGGAUACAAGGUGUUGCCCCCUCCGGCCGGUUACGUUCCAAUCCGUACGCCAGCCCGUAAGCUGGCAGCCACGCCCACUCCCAUUGGAGGCAUGACCGGCUUCCACAUGCAGAUCGAGGACCGCACCACCAAACAGAUGAACGACCAGCCUUCAGGGAACCUGCCCUUUCUCAAACCUGAUGAUAUCCAGUACUUUGACAAACUCCUGGUGGAGGUGGACGAGGCAACCCUGAGCCCCGAAGAACAGAAGGAAAGGAAGAUCAUGAAGCUGCUGCUGAAGAUAAAAAAUGGAACACCGCCCAUGAGAAAGGCCGCUCUGCGUCAGAUCACAGACAAAGCUCGUGAAUUUGGAGCAGGUCCGCUCUUCAACCAGAUCCUGCCGCUGCUCAUGUCGCCCACCUUGGAAGACCAGGAGCGCCACCUGCUGGUCAAAGUCAUCGACCGUAUUCUCUACAAGCUGGACGACCUGGUCCGGCCGUACGUGCACAAGAUCCUGGUGGUGAUCGAACCGCUGCUCAUCGAUGAGGACUAUUACGCUCGAGUUGAAGGCAGAGAGAUCAUCUCUAACUUAGCGAAGGCUGCCGGUUUGGCCACCAUGAUUUCCACGAUGAGACCCGAUAUCGACAACAUGGACGAGUACGUCAGAAACACGACGGCCCGAGCCUUCGCCGUGGUGGCCUCGGCCCUCGGCAUCCCCUCCCUCCUACCUUUUCUCAAAGCCGUCUGCAAAAGCAAGAAGUCGUGGCAAGCGCGGCACACCGGCAUCAAGAUCGUGCAGCAGAUCGCCAUCCUGAUGGGCUGCGCCAUUCUGCCUCACCUGCGCAGUUUGGUGGAAAUCAUCGAGCACGGUCUGGUGGACGAGCAGCAGAAGGUGAGGACCAUCAGCGCUCUGGCCAUAGCUGCCCUGGCUGAAGCGGCCACACCGUACGGCAUCGAGUCCUUUGACUCUGUGCUGAAGCCGUUGUGGAAGGGCAUCAGGCAGCACAGAGGAAAGGGUCUGGCUGCGUUCCUCAAAGCUAUCGGUUAUCUGAUCCCACUGAUGGAUGCAGAGUACGCCAACUACUACACAAGAGAGGUGAUGUUGAUCCUCAUCAGGGAGUUCCAGUCUCCUGACGAGGAAAUGAAGAAGAUCGUGCUGAAGGUGGUGAAACAGUGUUGUGGAACAGAUGGUGUGGAAUCAAACUACAUAAAAACAGAGAUCUUGCCGCCUUUCUUCAAGCACUUCUGGCAGCACAGGAUGGCUCUGGACAGACGCAACUACAGACAGCUGGUGGACACCACGGUGGAGCUGGCUAACAAAGUGGGAGCAGCAGAGAUCAUUUCUCGCAUCGUUGAUGACCUGAAGGACGAAGCCGAGCAGUACAGGAAGAUGGUGAUGGAGACCAUUGAAAAGAUCAUGGGGAACCUGGGUGCAGCCGACAUCGACCACAAGCUGGAGGAGCAGCUGAUCGACGGCAUCCUGUACGCCUUCCAGGAGCAGACCACGGAGGACUCUGUGAUGCUGAACGGUUUCGGGACGGUCGUGAACGCCCUCGGGAAACGUGUGAAACCUUACCUGCCCCAGAUCUGCGGUACGGUGUUGUGGCGUCUCAACAACAAGUCGGCCAAAGUCCGUCAGCAGGCGGCGGACCUCAUCUCCCGCACGGCGGUGGUGAUGAAGACCUGCCAGGAGGAGAAACUGAUGGGUCACUUGGGGGUGGUCCUGUACGAGUACCUGGGAGAGGAGUACCCCGAGGUGCUGGGCAGCAUCCUGGGAGCGCUGAAGGCCAUCGUUAACGUCAUCGGCAUGCACAAGAUGACUCCACCGAUCAAAGACCUGCUUCCUCGUUUGACACCCAUCUUGAAAAACCGGCACGAGAAAGUCCAGGAGAACUGCAUCGAUCUGGUGGGCAGGAUCGCCGACAGGGGAGCUGAAUAUGUAUCGGCCAGGGAGUGGAUGAGGAUUUGUUUCGAGCUGCUGGAGUUGCUCAAAGCUCACAAGAAGGCCAUCCGCAGAGCCACCGUCAACACGUUCGGUUACAUCGCCAAAGCCAUCGGGCCUCACGACGUGCUGGCCACUCUGCUCAACAACCUGAAGGUUCAGGAGCGUCAGAACAGGGUCUGCACCACGGUGGCCAUCGCCAUCGUGGCUGAAACCUGUUCUCCGUUCACGGUGCUGCCGGCGCUCAUGAACGAGUACCGAGUCCCCGAGCUCAACGUGCAGAACGGCGUCCUCAAGUCCCUCUCUUUCCUGUUCGAGUACAUCGGAGAGAUGGGCAAAGACUACAUCUACGCCGUCACGCCGCUGCUGGAGGACGCCCUAAUGGACAGGGACCUGGUCCACAGGCAGACCUCCAGCGCCGUGGUCCAGCACAUGUCUUUGGGCGUCUACGGUUUUGGCUGCGAGGACUCUCUGAACCACCUGCUGAACUACGUGUGGCCCAACGUCUUCGAGACGUCUCCUCACGUCAUCCAGGCGGUCAUGGGCGCCCUGGAGGGGCUGAGGGUCGCCAUCGGGCCCUGCCGCAUGCUGCAGUACUGCCUACAGGGUCUGUUCCAUCCAGCUCGCAAAGUGAGGGACGUCUACUGGAAGAUCUACAACUCCAUCUACAUCGGCUCCCAGGACGCCCUGAUCGCUCACUACCCACAGGUCUACAACGACGAGAAGAACGUGUACGUGCGCUACGAGCUGGAGUACGUUCUGUAAAUACACCCGGAUCAGCACCUUCAGGUCCCUUUUUAUUUAGUGUCGCUCUCGUUCGAGUUUAAAAUUCAGAGUUGAGGAAAUCUGGACGUCUUUUUGUAUUUUUUACUUUGAGUGUUUUUGCUGUAAGAGGAGCUCAGGGUCGUUAGGACGGCAGCCGUCUCCGUAUCUUUGACAUUUCUGCAUUAUGUUCUCUGUGAAUUGAUAAAACUUCUGAACCUCCUAUUCUUAUUAGAUUCAUGCUUUAUUUAACCAAAUAAAAGAUUUGUGUAUAAA
This is a messenger RNA of Nematolebias whitei (Rio pearlfish), 4316 nucleotides long. It is a transcript of the gene sf3b1, whose product is annotated as splicing factor 3b, subunit 1. NCBI's taxonomy places the organism in Eukaryota, Metazoa, Chordata, Actinopteri, Cyprinodontiformes, Rivulidae. The record is from RefSeq and is a predicted model, not a curated record. Gene Ontology annotation, biological process: spliceosomal complex assembly. Bases 552 to 4043 code for a protein of 1163 amino acids. Gene Ontology annotation, cellular component: U12-type spliceosomal complex; U2-type prespliceosome; catalytic step 2 spliceosome. The transcript has 21 exons. Gene Ontology annotation, molecular function: mRNA binding.